CUUACAGAUUCACCAUCAAAAAGACACCUCAUCUCUCCUCCUUCCAAAACUCAUAGAUUUGGAAGAACCAUCAUUAAAAAAAUCCCUUUGAGAUGAACAAUUCCUAAAUCAUCCUCGCCCUCUUCUUCUUCUUCAUCAUCAUCAUCAUCAUCAUCUUCCAUUUCGAGUAGCAUCUGAUCCAAUUAAACAAAAAAAACUGUGCAAUUCUUGGUGGAUGAAGUUGGGUUUUCAUGGAUUUUCGUUUCCAUUCCUAUGUAAUUUCGUUUUCUCAAUAAAUGUCUAAUCGAUCUAUGAUGAUCAUCGAGAAAUUUGGGGAUUUUGGGUAAAAAAUUUCAGUUUCUGCAAGUUUUUUGAUCUGGGUCUGUGUAAAUUUUUGUUUUUUUGGAGAAAAUCGUGUUUGAUCGUUGUGGGUUUGGUUAUAAUUGUAAACCCUGUUAUGGGUCGUUAAGGAUUCAAGCUAAUUGCUAUCAUUUCUGGUCAUUUUGGCCUCUUUUGAUCCAUUUUCAUCAUGUUCUUAGUGUUUCUUGCUGUUCAUUCUGCUACUCUUUCACUUGGGUUUGUUUUUUUAGCUUUGUUCGAGCUCAAAUUGUAGUGAUCGAGUGGUGAUUUUGAUCUGGGUUGGGUACUUUGGCUCUAAAUUCAACGAGUUUUUUUCAAACUAAUCCAUUGAAUGCCUUUGAUUCUCCAUUUGUUUGUGUUAUGAGGAAUUUAUACAGGCUUGCUUUGUUUGUUCUUAUGUAGACUUAAGAGUGGAAGUUUGUUGAACAAUCGGAUUAAUCUAGGUAGAUAAUGAAUGAUUCUUCUCCCAUGUUCUUGAUUUACAAUGAAUCGGCUAAUGUUUAGUGAUGUCUUUGUUCUAUGUGUUCUUGAAAUCUCAGCCAUUUCUAUCAAGUUUGGGCACUGCAGAGCCUUUGGCAGUGCCCAUGGAUGCCACGACAAGCGAAACGGCGCCUAUACAAUUCUGUAGCAUUCCCGAUCAAUCGGUUUCGAGUAUCGUUACCAAUCCAGCAGCGUCGACAUUUCCUUUAUCGAAACGCCAUUGCUUUGGGGAGUCCUGUCCGGGUGAAUUCCCCUUAGCUGCUAAUCCUUCUAUUGUUCUUCAUGUCUUGACAGCAUGUAACUUGGAUCCGAAAGACCUUGCGAAGUUAGAGGCGACGUGUUCGUUCUUUAGACAGCCUGCGAAUUUCGCUCCUGAUUAUGAAUUAUCGAUUUCGGAACUUGCUGCGUUGGAUAUGUGUCGAAAGAGAGCUAUAUUUAAACCUAUGACAACAGAGCAGCAGCAAGGUUUGAAGCAAAGAUGUGGUGGUUCAUGGAAACUGGCAUUGAGGUUUUUACUGGCUGGAGAAGCUUGUUGCAGAAGGGAGAAAUUCCUGGCGAUAGCUGGACCCGGUCAUAGCAUCGUGGUUACGUCGAAAGGAGCUGUUUACUCGUUUGGUUCCAACAGCUCAGGACAGCUUGGACAUGGUACGACCGAAGAAGAAUCCCGACCUCCUCGCCUAAUCAGAUCCCUGCAAGGAAUUCGAAUAAUUCAGGCAGCAGCAGGGUCCGGGAGGACAAUGUUAAUAAGCGACGCCGGGCGUGUUUAUGCAUUUGGCAAGGACUCAUUUGGUGAAGCUGAGUAUGGAGGUCAAGGAGGUCAAGGAGGUCAAGUCGUUACGACACCGAAGUUGGUCGAAUCGCUUAAGGAUAUAUUUGUGGUGCAAGCUGCAAUUGGCAAUUUCUUCACUGCUGUACUAUCAAGAGAAGGUAGAGUGUAUACAUUUUCUUGGGGAAGUGAGAGUAGGCUCGGUCAUCAAACCGAACCGAACGACUUGGAACCACGGGCAUUGACGGGAGCCUUAGAGAACGCUCCCGUUGUUCAAAUUGCUGCUGGAUAUUGCUAUCUUCUUGCUCUAGCUUGUCAUCCUAAUGGCAUGUCAGUGUACUCUGUAGGGUGUGGACUAGGUGGGAAGCUCGGUCACGGUUCAAGAACAGACGAGAAACACGCACGACUCAUCGAACAAUUUCAGCUUCUGAAUCUUCAGCCAGUCGUGGUCGCUGCUGGUGCUUGGCACGCAGCCAUUGUAGGUCAGGACGGUCGAGUUUGUACGUGGGGUUGGGGUCGUUACGGGUGCCUGGGUCAUGGAAAUGAGGAGUGUGAAUCUUCUCCCAAAGUUGUGGAAGCAUUAAGCAAUGUCAAAGCAGUUCAUGUUGCUACAGGAGAUUACACAACCUUUGUAGUAUCGGACGAUGGCGACGUGUAUUCUUUCGGUUGCGGAGAAUCCGCUAGUCUGGGGCAUAACAAUGGCGUCGCCGCCGCCGCCGCCGCCCAUGGAGAGCAGGGGAAUCGGCACCCUCACAUUUUAAGCCCGGAACUGGUAACGUCUUUGAAGCAAAUUAACGAGAGGGUAGUUCAGAUUAGCCUCACUAACUCAAUUUACUGGAAUGCACACACCUUCGCACUGACCGAGUCGGGAAAGUUGUAUGCAUUUGGUGCUGGUGACAAAGGGCAGCUCGGAGUCGAACUUAUGGCGAAUCAAACCGAAAGGGGAAAUCCAGAGCGAGUUGACAUUGAUCUAAAUUAACCAAACAAGAACAAAGAACGAACUCAGUAACUUACUCUCAGCAAACACAGCUCCAUUUGGCGUAUGAAAUUAUUAAUUUGUAAAUAGAAAAAAAGAAGUUUAUGGUGUUUAUAGUCUUGUUAACAUUCUAUGGAAGCUUCAGAUGGAGUUUAGGGUGGAUUUGGUUUCGUCUUC
Molecule: messenger RNA, 2738 nt
Organism: Cucurbita pepo subsp. pepo (vegetable marrow)
Lineage: Eukaryota; Viridiplantae; Streptophyta; Magnoliopsida; Cucurbitales; Cucurbitaceae
Product: ultraviolet-B receptor UVR8
Source: RefSeq, a predicted model, not a curated record